AUGGCUGCCGCUGUAGCUUCCACCACUGGCUUUUUGGGCAUGUGGAAUGGCACCAAAGAUGGCAAAACCGACGGAUACAUGGACUGGAACAGCGGUUCUACCAACGUGGCUGACCCUCUAGAGGUCAAGAUUGUGGCACAAGACAUCCGAACCAUGAGCCCUCAGCCAAACUAUAACAACAACGGGUACGGAAUCGUCAAGCACAAGUCUUCCUUGACCCCCGAGCAGUUCCUGGCUGGAAACGACCCAGAAGGCAAGAAGUACGUCGAGGACGUCUACUUCAAGGAGGUCGCAGAGCUAGUCAAGCAGGUCACCGGAUCCGACGUGGUGGUCCCCUACGUGUUCCGCAUCCGGCAGAACAGCGUGAACCCCGGCGGCUUCGCGACCAGCAAGCUUUCGCACGCGGCGCUCCCCAUCGCCCACGUUGACCGGGACGACGUGACGGGCGAGGACGGCGUGCGCGAGAUCCUGGGCGACGUGGCCGACGAGCUGAUCAAGCAGGGCAAGCGGUACGCGCAGGUCAACGUCUGGCGCACCAUCGACCAGCCGAUCCAGAAGUGGCCGCUCUGCUUCAUCAACCACGACGACAUCAAGGACUGGGCCUAUGACACGCACUUGGCGCGCGUGUACCCCGCCAACGACCCCAGAAUCGCCAUCAGGGGGGAGAAGAGGCACGACAGCGUCGUCAAGUUCAACCCGAACUACAAGUACCACUAUGUCAGCAAGCUCGACCUGGACGAAGCCCUUGUCUUCUCCUCGUUCGACUCUGAUGUCACCAAGGUAUCCCCCCACGGUGCGUUCUGGGACGACUCUAGCCCGAGCGAUGCGCCGACGCGACGAUCUAUCGAGGUUCGUUGCUGGGUCUUCUUCGACUAA
Messenger RNA from Hypoxylon fragiforme, 876 nucleotides. RefSeq lists its product as uncharacterized. Gene Ontology annotation, molecular function: oxidoreductase activity. NCBI's taxonomy places the organism in Eukaryota, Fungi, Ascomycota, Sordariomycetes, Xylariales, Hypoxylaceae. The record is from RefSeq and is a predicted model, not a curated record. The transcript is spliced from 3 exons. Bases 1 to 876 code for a protein of 291 amino acids.